Messenger RNA from Phaeodactylum tricornutum CCAP 1055/1, 1719 nucleotides. RefSeq lists its product with no specific name. The record is from RefSeq and is a predicted model, not a curated record. The transcript is spliced from 3 exons. NCBI's taxonomy places the organism in Eukaryota, Bacillariophyta, Bacillariophyceae, Surirellales, Neidiaceae. Gene Ontology annotation, molecular function: chloride channel activity. The coding region runs from base 1 to 1719 and encodes 572 amino acids.
AUGUUCUUGACUUCCUUGGAGUAUUUCCAUAGCUUUCGCUCUGUUCUAUCCCUUGCGGCGAACGAACGACAUCCAGACAUAAAAAUUGGGAUGCCUCCUACCGAACGAACCAGCUUGAUGGAUCCAUUGAUGGGUGAGGAGGCGAAUACAAUCAGAAACAACAACAAAGGCAACUACCAGGCAACCACGAGGACGUCAAUGUCUUCUGCUUCGGCUUCUCCUCCUACACACGCUCGUCAUCAGUCGAUCCAACUGUCUCUGGACGAGCUUGCACAACCGUCUCCGCCCGCUUCGCCCUCCGCUUCUCAAAACGUUAGAAACGCUGCCAAAACCACGGCAUACAAACGAGAUGUGACGUACAAUGGAGAUAAUCACCUCGAAGUGCUCUUUCAAAUGCACGGAUCCGUCUGGCCUCACGUUUUUCCCUGGUGCAUUGCGACGAUCGUAUUCACCUACGCAAUCAUUCUGCUGCGGAACCACAAAAUUGUCGACCUCACCAUUGACAACAACAAUGGCCAUUCUUUCAUGAGCAUUCUCGUAUCCUUUUUGGUUGUCACUCGGGCAACCAUUACCUAUAAUCGCUUUUACGAAGCACGACAAUUCCUGGCGGAUUUGUUUCGUUCCAGUCGGGAAACCAUACAGUACGCUUGUUUGCUCACCACGCUGGACCGGGGGACCAAGGCACAACAAUGGCGCCAAGACGUCGCCUACCGGACUAUUGUGAGCUUGCGUGUAGCUAUUGCAGCCGUCGAGUUUCGGUCGCACGGAGUGAGCGCAUGGGAGACCUUGCCGGAUGAAGACCACGAGUACACACCACUCCUUUUGCCACGACAAGUACGUCAGCAACCCACUAGUAUCUCGACGACUGCUUUGCAAACUUUACCAGCCAACACUCCAACUGCACGUGACAAGGACGGUGUGGAUGAUUCGCUACAACCGAUUGGACAAAGUGCCUGCGCUACAAAAGAUCAGGAAUACAUUCAACAGUACAAGCCCGUCACGGACCAUUCCCAAUUUCUGGAAGCCAUGCGGCACGGAUCCCGUACAGUGAUGGACGAAAAUUUGCGAGCACCUAUCGUUUGGUGCUACAAUUUGCGGGAAAAGAUUCUCGAACCUCGCAAGGGUGGUAUACUGGUAACUCACCCACCACAUAUCAACGAGGAGCUCCGAUUACUGGCCAUUACAAGUGAUUGGCUGACCGCUUUUCACGGUUUGAAGAUGCUGCUGACUACGCCGUUUCCCUUUCCCUUCGUGCAAAUGACAAGAACUUUUCUGUUUGUGUGGGUCUUUACUUUGCCAAUGGUGCUGAUUGCUGACAAUGAUCAAACUUUAGAAGUGUUGGUACUUAUGUUCUUCAUCACAUAUGGUUUUUUGGGUUUGGAGUAUGUCAAUAUGGAAUUGGAUGAUCCGUAUGGCACUGACCCCAACGAUUUUCCGGGAAAACGAUGGGCAGAGCUUGUUUACGAGGACAUUUACAUUACCCUUUACAAAACGGACGGAUUCGAUUCGGCCAUGGCCUUGCGGAAUCGCAUAACGGAAAGAAUUGCGAGGGGGACGGCACUCGACAACUUUAACGAAGACAUGCACAAUUCCAAGGCAAAUUUUUUUGGAACCCAUUCCUUUAAACACAGCUCACAGAAGACACAGGCUAGUAGUGACUUGAGUUCUUUACCCCCAAAUCAAGACAACUCGAACAGGAAUUUUGGAAACGUCGUUUAA